Messenger RNA from Pipistrellus nathusii (Nathusius's pipistrelle), 738 nucleotides. Lineage: Eukaryota; Metazoa; Chordata; Mammalia; Chiroptera; Vespertilionidae. The record is from the annotation of a GenBank genome assembly.
AUGGGCCCGCCAGUGGGGGGUCACCGCCGGGGCCCAAGUCGCUACGGUCCCCAAUAUGGGCACCCCCCACCCCCUCCCCCACCACCCGAGUACGGCCCUCACGCCGAAAGCCCUGUGCUCAUGGUCUAUGGCUUGGAUCAGUCUAAGAUGAACUGUGACCGAGUCUUCAAUGUCUUCUGCUUGUACGGCAAUGUGGAGAAGGUGAAAUUCAUGAAAAGCAAGCCGGGGGCUGCCAUGGUGGAGAUGGCUGAUGGCUAUGCUGUGGACCGGGCCAUUACUCACCUCAACAACAACUUCAUGUUUGGACAGAAGCUGAAAGUCUGUGUCUCUAAGCAACCUGCCAUCAUGCCUGGUCAGUCCUAUGGGCUGGAAGACGGGUCCUCCAGUUACAAAGACUUCAGUGAAUCAAGGAACAAUCGGUUCUCCACUCCGGAGCAGGCAGCCAAGAACCGCAUCCAGCACCCUAGCAACGUGCUGCACUUUUUCAAUGCCCCUCUGGAGGUGACGGAGGAGAACUUCUUUGAGAUUUGUGAUGAGCUGGGAGUGAAGCGGCCAUCUUCUGUGAAAGUAUUCUCAGGCAAAAGUGAACGCAGCUCCUCCGGGCUGCUGGAAUGGGAAUCCAAGAGUGAUGCCCUGGAGACUUUGGGCUUCCUGAACCAUUACCAGAUGAAAAACCCAAAUGGUCCGUACCCUUACACCCUGAAAUUGUGUUUCUCCACUGCUCAGCAUGCCUCGUAA